Messenger RNA from Anopheles nili, 1878 nucleotides. RefSeq names its product conserved oligomeric Golgi complex subunit 6 (gene Cog6). Gene Ontology annotation, biological process: intra-Golgi vesicle-mediated transport. The coding region runs from base 1 to 1878 and encodes 625 amino acids. Gene Ontology annotation, cellular component: COG complex. The transcript has 3 exons. The record is from RefSeq and is a predicted model, not a curated record. NCBI's taxonomy places the organism in Eukaryota, Metazoa, Arthropoda, Insecta, Diptera, Culicidae.
AUGGAUUCGACAAACGUACAAGAGGAUUAUAUUCAGCAGCGAUUGAAUAAGGUGCUUGAAUCCCGUAUUGAUUCCGACCGAGAAACAUUAGAUGCUCUUACGGAUUUAUCGACGUUUUUCAACGAAAACACCCUGCAAUCGCGGCGGAAUUUGAGAAGCCAAAUCGAAAAACGAAGCUUGGAAAUUAAUAAGAAUUUUUUGAGUGCAUUCAAAGAAGUGAAGGAAGUUCUAGACGGUAUAUGCGAUGAUAUCAAUUCCAUGAGUCAGUCGGUCGAUAACAUGAAGUCACAACUCCGUAACACUGAAGCCCAAACGAAAGAUCUUAUCCAGCAAGCUAAUGCAUUGCAGGAGGAUAAUUCCAAGCUGCAAGUGCAGCAAAAAGUUGCCGGUGGAUUCUUGUCCCGAUUUCAGCUGUCCGUCGUCGAACAUCAGAUGUUGUAUGGUACCAAACGUGAUGCUCCGAUCACGGCCGAAUUUUUCCAAGUUCUCGAUCGCGUACAGCGAAUUCAUGCUGAUUGUCGAACGCUUAUGCAAAGCGGAUAUCAGACGGUAGCUUUGGACAUAAUGGAGGAAAUGACGUUACACCAGGAGGCUGCCCUUGAGAGGCUCUAUCGCUGGACACAAUCCCACUGCAGGAACGUGGAGUCCAACGAAAUGGGAGUGUUGAUCGUGCAAGCAAUGGCCAGACUUCAGGAGAGGCCAGUACUGUUCAAAUACGUCAUAGACGAAUAUUCCACCGCUCGGCGGUCAGUUGUGGUGCGAAGUUUUAUUGAUGCGCUUACCAUAGGUGGUCCCGGAGGGAAUCCAAAACCAAUUGAAAUGCUUGCCCACGAUCCCAAACGCUACAUUGGUGAUAUGUUUGCAAACAUUCAUCAGAUAUUGCCGCCAGAGAAGGAAAACCUGCAAAUGCUGGUUAGGAACUGCGAUAAGGAGGAUAUUUCUGAGCAAAUUCAAUCGGCGAUGAUCAAUGUAUCGGACGGGGUGUGUCAUCCUUUGCGUGUACGUGUGGAAACGAUUCUAAACGCGGAGAAAGACACCAUUAUUUUGUACUCCAUAUUCAAUCUGAUCAAGUUCUAUCAGAACAUGAUAAAUGGAAUCGUUAGGGGUGGACAGUUGGAACAGUGCCUGGCGGAUUUACAGCUAUUCUCCGAAACGAUGUAUCUGAACAGUUUGGCAUUCCAGGUGAAGCAUAUACUUCAAGGUCCAAAUGAGAACCGUAUUGGACUGGAACCUCCCCAAACGGACCUAGUUCCUUCUCCAAGUGUCGGGCGGCUGUUGAAUCUUCUUAAGGAAAUUCUCUCAGUUGCCAGUAUGGUUGCCGGUAGCAAAACGGAUAUCGUCAAAAUAGUUGGAUGUGUUAUAGAUCCAUUGUUACAAUCAGUGCAAGAAUCGGCAUCUCAUUUGCCGACCACUGACAUGGCAGUGUAUCUGUUGAACUCGCUGUACCAAAUUGAAAGCGUUAUUUCGAUUUAUGAAUAUAUGGAAGAGCGACUAGAACGAUUGCGAGCGCAAUCAGAUGCGCAAAUUGAUACGCUGACAUCGGAGCAGGCAUCUUCACUUGUAGCAAAUUUAAACCUCGGCCCGAUAUAUACCGUGCUUCAAGGUAACGCUUCUCAGAUAGAUCAACGACAUUUGCAAACGUUUGUGACCAAACUGGAACAGUUUCUUCAAACACCCGAAAUUCUUCUGUUACCACAAGUAAAUUUGCUCAUAAGCAGCGGCCAUCGAGCGAUGGUGCAGAAGCGAUCGUUCAAUGUGAUCAUUGCUAUUUAUCGUCAAAUUUAUGAACGCAUUAACGAUCCAAAGAAUGGAUACACAAAUCCAGAAACGAUUUUUUCUAAAACACCAGAGCAAGUAGCAGAGCUGCUUUGUGGCUGA